Morchella sextelata is the source of this 474-nucleotide messenger RNA. RefSeq lists its product as uncharacterized. The record is from RefSeq and is a predicted model, not a curated record. Lineage: Eukaryota; Fungi; Ascomycota; Pezizomycetes; Pezizales; Morchellaceae. The coding region runs from base 1 to 474 and encodes 157 amino acids. The transcript is spliced from 2 exons.
AUGGCAGACCGGGCUUCCCAGAAGCCAAUCUUAUUGCUUCCGAAACGUCCAGAAUACAGGAAACCGGUCACGGCCAAACCUUCGAGUGGCGUUCCCCCGACGACAAAUACCGAAAGUAAAUCUCCAGCUGCCGAAACCAAAUCUCCCGCUGCCGAAACCAGAUCUCCUACCACCGUCGAAAGCAAACCUCCUGAUGGCGAGAGAGAUUGGCCGUUAGGCAUGGGAGUUGAUAGAGACAAAAAUGGGCUAGCGACGGGGCUGUUUUGCCCGUUAUGUUUUGGAGAUUUGUUUCAGUACUUGAUCAGUGAGGGAAGAGGUUUCGUCAUGUGUCCGAAUAAGCAGUGCCCCUACCCAUUCGAUCGUUCAAGGGAAGAACUGCAGGAACACUUCACAUUAGUCCCUAAGUUUACGUUUUCAGAGAAAGAAAAAGGAGGCGAGGAAGGAAAAGGAAAAGAGCAAGAAGACGGGAAGUGA